AUGCAAGAAAGAAACGGAACCCAAGUGUCGGAGUUCAUCCUUUUAGGCUUCUCAGACCAUUCUGAAUUGGAGAUUCCCUUGUUCUUCCUCUUCCUCCUGGUUUAUCUCAUGACCCUCACAGGAAAUCUGGGUAUGAUUGUGCUGAUCCAGACAGAUCCCCUCCUGCAACUGCCAAUGUAUUUUUUCCUCAGCAACUUGGCCUUCAUUGACAUCUGCUACUCCUCCACCAUCAUCCCCAGGAUGCUGCACGACCUCCUUGCCCUGAGAAAGGCCAUUUCAUACAUGGCGUGUGCAAUCCAGUUGUGGUUCUUCAGCUUCUACGCCACCACGGAGUGCUUUCUGCUGGCUGCCAUGGCGUAUGAUCGCUUUGUCGCCAUCUGCAACCCACUGGUUUACCCUCUUGCCAUGGCCAGGAAGGUCUGUCUGCAGCUCCUGGCUGCAUGCUACCUGCUGGGGCUUGUGACAGCCUUUGUCCACGCCAGUGGCACCUUCAGACUCUCCUUCUGCGGACCCAAUGAGGCCAGCUCCUUUUACUGUGACAUCCCUCCCUUGCUGCGGAUCUCCUGCUCAGAUAACUCUACUUCCAGGGUGGUCCUCUAUAUCCUCUCCACUUUUGUCGUGCUGCUGAAUGCCGUGACAGUCCUGGUAUCCUAUGGCUAUAUCAUUUCCACCAUUUGCAAGAUGCGGCCAUCCACAGGCAGGCACAAGACCUUCUCGACCUGUGCCUCCCAUCUGACUGCCAUCGUCUUGUACUACGGUUCCCUGACCUUCAUGUAUGUGCAACCCGGGGGGCUUGAGGCCGUGGAGCACGGCAAAAUCGUGUCCGUCUUCUACACCAUUGUGAUCCCCAUGCUCAACCCCAUCAUCUACAGCCUCAGGAAUGAGGAAGUGAAGAAGGCCUUGAGGAAAAGGCUGAGCAAAGCAAUCUCUCUUUCACAGCCAAAGUUGUGA
Molecule: messenger RNA, 951 nt
Organism: Varanus komodoensis (Komodo dragon)
Lineage: Eukaryota; Metazoa; Chordata; Lepidosauria; Squamata; Varanidae
Product: olfactory receptor 1009-like
Exons: 1
Coding region: 1-951 (316 amino acids)
Biological process (GO): sensory perception of smell; G protein-coupled receptor signaling pathway
Cellular component (GO): membrane
Molecular function (GO): odorant binding; olfactory receptor activity; G protein-coupled receptor activity
Source: RefSeq, a predicted model, not a curated record